GCUUGUUUUCCAUUCGCAGGCGAAGAGACAUUGCCAGAGUUGUACUUCCUUCAUACAGGAAUCCAGAAUGUAUAUCUUGACCUAAUCCCCCACGGUUCAUGAGGUGAGACGAUAGCUUUCGUCGACUGUCGUUGCAAGGUCCAAAGAGGAGGCGAAGAAAACAUGCCUUUCCCGUUUGUGCUUUCCACCACCUCAAAUAUCUCCUUUCAAUCCAUUUACCCUUCAUCUACUCAUCCUUCUCUUCCUUCGUCAGCAACAUCUCAACGUGCAAUUCUACGUGCGGCUUUGAAGAGUCACAAGAGACUGUCUCCGUCGGACCAGGCAAACAACCUUCAGUCGCUCGCAUCGACCAUUCAGGCCUACUUACGCUACCUCCUAAGUCUUGAUCUCGCAUUAUCUGGAAAGCCUGUGGCAGGCGAGGAGGUCCACGUUGCCCUGGUCAAAGAGCCCGAGAUCGAAUGGCGUCCCAAUCUCAGCUCGGCCUCCAUUCCAGGGCGUGACGCUGAGCGAGUCAAGGGCAGAGGGCUCGACUACGAAAUCUCCUAUGUCCAUCACACCUUGGCUUUGGUCCAGAAUCUCCUUGCCAGACAGUCUCUUUUGGCUCUUUACGCCUCAGCUAGUUCGACUGCCGAACAACGCGCGACGCUGAUACAAAAUGCAUCAAAGUCCCUGAAGACGGCUCACUCGAUACAUUCUUACCUUCUCCUGAGGACAAACUCCUCGAGUGACGGCCCCCCUUCUUUUCCUGCUGCAGCAGUCGAUAUCUCGUCACCUGUGCAACUAGCCCUCCAGCAUCUGUCUCAUGCCGAGUUCAAUCUGCUUUGCAUCCUGAAGGACGACCCGUACCCAGCUUUACUCGUUCAGUCUCGAAACAAAGACGACAAGGAAUGGAUGAUCCGCGCCCCUAAAAUCCCCAAAGUUCGGGCUCAGGUAAUGACCCGACUGUGCAUGGGGGCUGCCGAACAUGCCGCUGCUGCUACCGUCGCACUGAAAAUCGAGAGCAACAAAAUAUCGAAAGAUCUUUUGGACUAUUGUGAUGGUGUCCGGAGAGCAUCAAGAGCCAAGGCUUGCAGAUUUCAAGCUUUAGACGAAGAUGCGGCAGGGUCUACGGGGAAGGGUAUCGCCUGGCUCAGGGCGGCAUUGAAUGAACUGGGCAUUGAGGUCAAGAAGGACGGUGCAAAGUCGUCUGGCCUGGGCAAACUGAAGUCCUCCUGGAACGAGAGAAGGGAGGACAAGAAGAUUGAAAAGGGCAGUACCAAUUGGGGCCUCGAUGGCGGCAAGCUGGAAGAGGCCCGAAUAGUGGAGUAUCUAAACGAGAGGAUGACCAAGGAAAACGACACUAUCAACGUACAUCUCGUGCCAGAGUGGAAGCCUCUACUGGCUAUGUUACCGAGUGGCAUGAAUAUGCCAAUGGACGACAAAUGGAGACCGACAACGCUGGAAGAGCCCGAGCUUGCUGCGAUGAGAGCACCGCCUGAUGAUGAGCAACCCUUGGGUGCCAGCACGGACGAAGAGGAUGGAGAUGGAGAGCCGGUAGGCGCAUUUCCGGGUACUCAGGGUGACUAUGGAAGAGGUGGCACGACAUACUACUGAAGCAGGUUCGGAAGCUACGGCAAUGAAGCAUAAUCGACCUCUUGCCGCAAAUAUUCCCGGCUGCCAGGCUCCCACACCGGCGUUUACUCGCAGUGAAGUCGAGUUGCACUGAAAUGCCACGAAGAUGUUCAAGACCUCAGCCUCAUCACGUGCUGUACUCAUACCCCCUGGUGUUUCAAGACGGUUUCAAACACUUUGUGCAACCAAGCACGCGUACGGUGUGCCAAUGAUGGGGCAACCCCGAGGACACUUCGAUUCAGAUGCAGAGCUCGUUGUCGUUCACCAUGACAUACGCGAAGCAACACUCUUCAAAACAUGCGCGCGCAUGGGCAACAUCGUGGACUCAGGUCCAGCGCGUUUGCUGCGGAAC
This is a messenger RNA of Exophiala viscosa, 1963 nucleotides long. RefSeq lists its product as uncharacterized. NCBI's taxonomy places the organism in Eukaryota, Fungi, Ascomycota, Eurotiomycetes, Chaetothyriales, Herpotrichiellaceae. Gene Ontology annotation, biological process: cellular response to pH. The record is from RefSeq and is a predicted model, not a curated record. The transcript has a single exon. Bases 163 to 1593 code for a protein of 476 amino acids. Gene Ontology annotation, cellular component: plasma membrane.